AUGGCGAACGAAGUGCAGGACCCCCGCAUGACUACUAUCCACCCUCGAAUCCGCUACAAUACAAUUGGAGGUGUCAAUGGACCUUUGGUCAUUCUAGAUAAUGUCAAAUUUCCUAGAUACAACGAGAUCGUCUCCUUGACCCUACCAGAUGGCUCAGAGAGAUCGGGACAGGUGCUGGAAGCUCGAGGGAAUCGAGCUGUUGUCCAAGUGUUUGAAGGCACCUCCGGUAUCGAUGUCAAGAAGACCAAAGUAGAAUUUACUGGGCACAAUCUCAAGAUCGGAGUGUCUGAGGACAUGCUGGGGCGCAUCUUCGAUGGAUCAGGCAGAGCCAUUGAUAAAGGGCCCAAGGUGCUUGCGGAAGAUUACCUCGACAUUAACGGCAGUCCGAUCAAUCCCUACUCCCGAGUCUACCCAGAAGAGAUGAUUGCAACAGGAAUAUCAGCAAUAGACACGAUGAAUUCGAUUGCCCGCGGGCAAAAGAUACCUAUCUUCUCCGCUGCCGGUCUACCGCACAACGAAAUCGCCGCGCAGAUAUGUCGUCAAGCUGGCUUGGUCAACAAGCCUACAAAGGACGUCCACGAUGGUCAUGAGGAGAACUUCUCCAUUGUCUUUGCGGCUAUGGGUGUCAAUAUGGAGACAAGUCGAUUCUUCACAAGAGAUUUUGAGGAGAAUGGAAGUAUGGAGAGAGUCACAUUAUUCUUGAACUUAGCAAACGAUCCUACUAUCGAACGUAUCAUCACCCCUCGUCUCGCCCUAACAACUGCCGAAUACUACGCCUACCAAUUAGAAAAGCACGUCCUGGUCAUCCUCACAGAUCUAACAGCGUACUGUGAUGCUCUUCGCGAAGUCUCGGCAGCAAGAGAAGAAGUGCCAGGUCGGCGUGGAUACCCAGGUUACAUGUACACUGACUUGUCCACAAUCUACGAGCGUGCUGGUCGUGUUGAAGGUCGCAAUGGGUCAAUCACCCAAAUUCCGAUCCUGACUAUGCCCAACGACGAUAUUACACAUCCCAUUCCUGAUCUUACUGGCUAUAUCACCGAAGGUCAGAUCUUCAUCGACCGUCAACUCCACAACAAAGGUGUCUACCCACCCAUCAACGUCCUCCCAUCCCUCUCCCGUCUCAUGAAAUCCGCCAUCGGCGAAGGCCAUACCCGCAAAGACCACGGCGAUGUCUCCAACCAACUCUACGCCAAAUAUGCCAUCGGCCGAGACGCAGCAUCUAUGAAAGCAGUCGUUGGUGAAGAAGCUCUUUCCUCCGAAGACAAGCUCUCCCUCGAAUUCCUUGACAAAUUCGAACGUACUUUCAUCUCCCAAUCUGCCUACGAGUCACGCACAAUAUACGAGUCUAUCGACCUAGCAUGGAGUUUGCUGCGUAUAUACCCCAAGGAGUUGCUGAAUCGUAUUCCGAAGAAGAUCCUAGAUGAGUUCUACCAACGCAGUGGUAAGGGUAAGAGAGGGAACAAAGACACGAGGGAUAAUGAGGAGCAGGAUGGAGAGCACGGACAGCAGCAGACGGAUGGGGAACAGAAUGAGGACUUGAUUGAGACGUAG
Molecule: messenger RNA, 1551 nt
Organism: Letharia columbiana
Lineage: Eukaryota; Fungi; Ascomycota; Lecanoromycetes; Lecanorales; Parmeliaceae
Exons: 8
Coding region: 1-1551 (516 amino acids)
Biological process (GO): proton transmembrane transport; ATP metabolic process
Cellular component (GO): proton-transporting V-type ATPase, V1 domain
Molecular function (GO): ATP binding; proton-transporting ATPase activity, rotational mechanism
Source: RefSeq, a predicted model, not a curated record